This is a messenger RNA of Asterias rubens (European starfish), 5075 nucleotides long. Its product is annotated as ATP-binding cassette sub-family C member 8-like. The record is from RefSeq and is a predicted model, not a curated record. Gene Ontology annotation, cellular component: membrane. The transcript has 32 exons. Lineage: Eukaryota; Metazoa; Echinodermata; Asteroidea; Forcipulatida; Asteriidae. Gene Ontology annotation, molecular function: ABC-type transporter activity; ATP binding; ATP hydrolysis activity. Bases 131 to 4948 code for a protein of 1605 amino acids. Gene Ontology annotation, biological process: transmembrane transport.
CAAGCCGAAGACCGCAAGAUGUCUUCGCUCUGAAAGAGAAGAAUAUUCUUAUGUUCACUUGAUUUCUUGGAGUAAGAGUGAUUUGCUACAUGCCGUUUGUUACUACAUAGCAAAUCAACACUAGGCAGCCAUGGGGGAUGUCGACAACCAAACUUACGACCCGUCGUGGUUCUGCGGUAGCGACCCCGCUGAAGUAGGCAGCCAGGCAGUCGACAAUCUCCAACUUACCUGCCUGAUGAACGGAAUAUACUGCAUUCCACACACAGUGUUCAUAGCCUUAGCCGUCAUCAUCCUCAUCUAUCAGCGGUUCUUCAAUGCAGACAUAGAAAACCUCUACAAGACACCGGAGAAACUGCUCCGUAUACGAUACCCGUUCCAUGACUUCCGAAUGAUCGUCCUGCUUCUCCUCUUCCUCCUGACCACCAUCCAGGUCUUUGAGGGAGUUCUAACAGACACCCUAGUCAUCGGAGGGAGCUCACGACCACAACUCAUCGCUCCAGCUGUCCUUUCUGUCUUGGGCACCGUGGUCUUGGUUUAUUACUCCGAUCAGGCCGAGUUGUGGGACCAACCUAAGAUGCUGUGCUUGCAGGUGGUUUACAUGCUAGCAGCCAUUGUCUCGGAGAAGCUCAGGUUUCGAGACCUUAGGAGAGCACCAGGGAUGAACAUCACAAUUCUCAAGUUUGACCUAACUUUGUCGAUGCUGAUAGCGUACAUCUUGUUACUUAUUGUUGACGUGUUUUUAAUAUUUAACAGGGUUCUACUGCGGAAUAAAGUUCGCCGUGUCCUUUACGGAGAUGCAAAUUUCGCACAAGACUCCAAGAAUUCAAACAUCAAAUACAGGCACAAAUUCUCGAACUACUUCGCUUCGCUCUCGGUGUGGUGGCUCAAUGGUCUCUUCAGUUUGGGUUACCAGAGACCACUGGAGCUGAGUGACUUGGGAGAACUGCCCACAGACUACAAAUCUCAUGUAGUUGUCGAUCAAUUGCAGGAUGCCCUUAGUAAUGAUCUGAUGAAGAAGAACUCUGUGGAUAUCAAGGAUGCAAAUUUUCUCAAGAUAUAUUGGAAACUCCACGGUGGUGACAUAACUGUGGCAGGGCUUCAGAAGGUAUCUGCAGAUAUGAUCAGACUAAGUGGCCCAAUUUUACUCCAGAAGAUCAUCGAUCAGAUGACUUUGAUCUCCACUAACGGUGAAAUCCCUGUAGAUAAGGAUGUCGGUUAUAUCACAGUAGCAGACACAGCGGAGAAUGUGUAUUUUCUUGUGUUCUUGCUGUGUGUCUGCAACAUCGUUCCCACCGUGCUUCAACAGCGGCACUUCCAGUCGAUGUUUCACGUCAGCCUAAAAAUAAGAUCAGCUCUGCAGGGCUCUGUGUAUCUCAAGGCACAGUAUCUAUCUCCAGUUGAGCUCCAAGGUAGUGACAUGAAUGCUGGACAACUGACAAACAACAUCAGUACCGACCCUGCAAAUAUCCAGAUGUUCGCCAUGUUCUUUCAUCUGCUGUGGACAGCACCCAUCCAGAUUGCCGUUACACUGUACUUCUUGUACAACAUCUUGGGUGUGUCGGCUUUGAUUGGCGCGACCAUGUUUGUCAUUACCAUGUUGCUACAAGGAUUCAUCGCCAAGGGGAUCCGAAAGUUCCAACAAAGAGUCAUGGGAUAUUCAGACGAUCGCCUGAAGGGAACCAAUGAACUUCUUCAGGGGAUUAAGCUCAUCAAACUGAAUGGCUGGGAGGAGCGUUUCAGAAGUCGAAUCAAGACAUCCAGAGAUAGUGAAAUCAAAGCGCUGUACAAAGUGGCUGCACUCACCAGCUCAAUGUCUCCACUUGCUAUUUCGGCUACUUCGUUUGCGAUGGUUGUUUCUUUUGGUCUCUAUUAUACACUGGAAGGUGAACCUCUGACCCCGGACAUCAUGUUCCCGUCAAUCUCACUCUUUCAAGGAAUGUCGGGUUCCUUGAUGCUGCUCCCGAGCGCCAUCAUGUUUGCCAUCAAUGCCAUCAUCAGUCACGGAAGGAUCAAAAAGUUUCUCGGUGCGCCCGAAGUGGAGGACAAGGUCAAAGGCCGCCAGAAAAUGGUGACUUUAGCGGCGAGGGAUACUUGUCACGAUGGCGAGCAUCGACAUGACACUGCUAUGAGACUUCAAAAAGCUGCCCAACAAGAAGGAGAUGGAAAGUAUGGGACCUUUAACGAAGAAACGGAACUAAAAGCAGCCAAGCCGCUGCCACCACCAACUCCAACACCUACACUUCCAGAUAACUUGGUUAUCAAGAUUACUGAUGCAACCCUAACAUGGGAGGAUCCAUCCACACCGGUGCUUAAAAAUAUCAACUUGGAGAUUGAGACAGGCAAGUUGACAGCUAUUGUUGGAGAAAUUGGUAGCGGGAAAUCUUCCAUGGUGUCGUCCAUGCUUGGUGAAAUAAAACUGGUGUCUGGAGACAUUACAUGGAGAAGUGAUAAAAACAAAGUCGCCUACGCCAAUCAGAAAGCCUGGUUGAUCAACGCAUCGCUGAAGGAAAAUAUCGUAUUCGGUUCAAAAUACAAUGAACAAAGGUACCAAAUGACUAUCGCAGCGUGUGGUCUCCGUCAGGACAUCGACAUGUUACCAUCAGGCGAUAAGACUGAGAUUGGAGAGAAGGGAAUCAAUCUGAGUGGAGGACAAAAACAGCGUGUCAGCGUGGCGAGGGCUGUAUACAGUGAUACACAAGUUGUCAUCUUGGAUGAUCCAAUGUCGGCUCUUGAUGUCCACGUCGGGACCCAAGUAUUCCACGAAGCAAUCAAAAACUACCUGAUUGUAGAGCAGGGCAGAUCUGUUGUCUUGGUGACUCAUCAGACACAUUUUCUUCCAGAAGUAGACUAUGUGGUUGUUUUGAAGAAUGGAAGCAUUAUGCAACAAGGCACACCGGCCGAAAUCCAGCGGGACAGUCCUCAACUCUACAAGGGCUGGGUGGAUGCCGGGGUAGCAGCGAAGGCAGAGACCCCUGAUAUGUCGGAUGCAGCGGGAGAGGACCAGGGUAUUGAUAGCGAUAUCCAGGCAUUGAGGAAACAGAUCUCGGAGAGAGAAAAAGAGAUCAGGUUCAGGAAAGCUUCCAGGAUGUCGAGAGCCAGCAGUUUCUUUGAAGAUGACGAGGACUUGGAUGAUUUAUUUCCCGCUGAGGAGUGUGAUGACGAAGAAGAGGACGAUGGCAGUAAAUUAAUCCAUGCAGAGGAGCGUAACAAAGGCUCAAUAUCAUGGCGGGUCUAUCUGUAUUAUCUUCAAGCCAUUGGGCCCAAGGUGGUCAUUCUCGGUUUCGUUGUAUUUCUAAUCAACUUCUUGUUGUCCACGUACAGCAACUACUGGAUAUCAAAUUGGUCAGAGGCUGGACUGGAGCCAAAUAUCACACAGGAGGAAGUUGAGGCCCUCAGUGAAUACUACUUGACUGGGUAUACCAUCAUCUCGGUAACAUCUGCUGUAGUUGUCUAUCUCUUCAGUGCGACAACAUUCCUGUCCUCACUCAUAGCGGGGCAAAACAUCCACGAGAGAGUCCUAAAGAAUGUCACCCAGUCCCCCAUGAGAUUCUUUGACACGACACCCAUCGGUAGGAUCCUGAAUCGAUUCUCAACUGACACAAAAAUGGUGGAUCAGACUAUCGGCUACACAUUGGCACAGACGUUACAGUUUGCAUCGAUCACUGUUAUAGGUCUGCUCAUUAAUGCAAUUAAUGCACCGAUCUUCAUCAUUGGCAUCAUUCCCAUAACGAUACUCUAUCUGUUUGUCACUGUAUACUACAUUUCCACAACACGUGAGUUGAAACGUCUGGAGAGCAUCAAUAUGUCACCCGUGUACUCGCACUUCUCAGAGACACUUUCUGGACUGUCCACCAUACGAGCUUACAAUAAGCAAGCUUGCUUCGCUGGUGCCGCCAUGGAUAAAAUCAACACCAGUGCCCUGACGUGUCUAUUCCGACAAGGGUCUAACUUCUGGCUUCAAUUUAGACUGGGUGUGAUUGGAGCGGGUAUUGUUGGUAUGGCUGGUACUGCAGCCAUAACGACAUUCUUCUCUGGUGGUAUCGACAUUAGUUUGGUUGGCUUGUCGAUCUCCUUGUCUCUUUAUUCCUCCCAGCUGUUGAUGCAGACAGUCAGCCAGUCAGCUGAGCUUGAGAUGCAGAUGAAUGCUAUAGAGAGACUCAAAUAUUUUGCCAAUCUGGAAAUAGAGAAACAAGAAGGUGUGUUCCAACCACCUGAUGAUUGGCCGUUUAUUGGUGACAUCACCGUCAAUAAUCUGGAGAUGCGUUAUUCCAAGGAACUGGAACCGGUUCUUCAGAAUAUAAAUAUUCGCAUCAAGGGAGGAGAGAAGGUUGGUAUCUGUGGGCGAACCGGUAGCGGUAAAUCCUCCCUAAUGCUGGCAUUCUUCAGACUGAUUGACAGAACUGAUGGGGCUUUAUACAUUGAUGGAGUGAAUAUUGAUCACGUGCCUCUUGCUGUAUUGAGACAAAGGAUCUCCAUUGUCCCUCAGGAUCCAACUCUCUUCACGGGAACCAUACGCUUCAAUUUAGAUCCAUUUGAUAAAUGCAGCGAUGAGGACAUAUGGGAGGCGAUUGACAUUGCUCAACUUAAGAACACACUUUCCAACCUACCUAAUGGAUUAGAGUCUAUCGUGACCGAGGGAGGUGAGAACUUCAGCGUUGGGCAGCGGCAGUUAUUCUGCGUAGCUCGUGCAUUCCUCAGGAAAUCUCGGAUUCUCAUCUUGGAUGAAGCAACUGCCUCCAUUGACAAGGAUAUGGACGCCAUUCUUCAGGAUGUGCUUUUCACUGCUUUUGCCAACAAAACGGUUCUCACCAUUGCUCACCGUGUGUCUACCAUUCUAAAUUACGAUACCAUCGUAGUUUUGAGUGCAGGUAAGCUUGAGGAGUGGGACAGUCCUAAGGCACUUCUUAGCAACCCAGACUCCAUUUUCUCGUCUCUCGUCAACGGAUAGAAAAAAAGAACAGACCUUAAGUAUGACCUUGAGGAGGAAAUCAUUCCCACCAAAACCACAUCUAAAGGCACUAUUGGUUAUUACUCAAAACAAUUGUUAGCAGAAAAACUUACUUGGUAAUGAGCAA